GGAGGAGGAGAGAGAAAAAGAAGAAGAAGGUGUGUGUGUGUGUGUUUGAAAGGGUGUGUUUUCAUGUUGGCGUGUCUGAAGUAACUUGAGGACACAGUUUCAUACAGUUGGAGCUGUCGUCUGCUGAGGAUCAAACCAGGUCCUCUGUCUUGAUCAGGUUUGUACUUGUUGACUUGAAGUGUUUUGAAGUGAUUUAUUUCACAGCACAGGUUCAGUGGAGCUUCUUAACUGGAGUGUUUUCUCAGUUUCAGCCUCUGAAUAAUCACUCUGUGUCGUAGGUCAGUAGAGUUCAGUUUCUCUGAUUAACAUGUUAUAAGUUAGUGUGGGAUUCAACUCAGAUCUUGUGUCUUCAGAGUGGAAAGAUGUCUGAGGAGGUGCAGCGCAGGAGCAGCAGUGGCAGUGGGACUGAUCUUCAGGAGCUGUGGGGGAGUUUGUCCACCCAGCUGAACCAGCUUUACGAAGACCCCAGGGUCAGGGCGCAAUCUAAACCCCCACGUGUCUAAAACAUCUCCAUGUGAAAGAAGAAAACCAACCAGACUGAAACUGUGUCUGUUUUUUUCUCUAACAGGUAACAAAGCUGAUGAACACCAGACUCGGUCUGUACCUCAGCAGUCACCCUGUUCUCGCCCUGACAGUGUUGCUGUUCAGCGCCCUGGCUGCUCUGCCUGUUGGACUUUUCAUCACUUUCGCUGUCGUGACUGCCGUGAUGUCGGCUGUCGGUUUUGUUUUCUUUGAAGGUGGGUGUAAUAACAGCUUUGUUUUUCAACGGUGUCAUCCACAGAGCGGAAAGAAAGUGAGGAAAAAUAGAAGAAAUGUUUAAAUUUGGGCACAAAAUCUGUUCAUAUCCUGGAAAAACAAGAAGAAACUUCACUCACUGUGCCUAAUUUGUGCAUAUUUUUAUAUAUUGCUAGACAUCUGUCCAUAAAUACACAUAAAAGAGUCCAACAGUGUCUUUCUGUGUCUCGUCAGUGUUCCUGUUGUUUGUUGGGGGUGUGACUCUACUGAGCGUGCUCGUGGGCAUCGCCUUGUUCUCUGCCGUGGCCUCGUUCAUCGCUAAUGUGCUUUAUUUCGCCAUCGCCAGCAUCCUCAACCGCUAUAACCAACAACUCAUGAAGGUAUUGUAGUGUGGGGGACGGCGAGGGUGGUUCAUUCAGAGCGUGUUUUUGGGUCCUGAUGUGGUUUUUAUGAAGGACGGCCCAUUAAAGUAUAAAAAAAAUGAAGGGACCACUCCAAAAUCUCUCUCUUUGCACCAGCAUCUGGAAGAAACUGAUCCAGAUUUGGUUGCAUCCGUUGCAUAAAAGUCCUGUGUGCAUGAAGCUGCAAUUUUGAGCGUCUUUGAAUUUCCCCCAUGAUUGAAUAGAAGAACCAGAGAGAAACUCAAUUUUGUGGUGGUCUGUGAAUUUUUUCCGGAGCUGUACAGACUGAGAGGAAGUCUGUAGUCAACGUUCAUAUGACGUCAGUGUCUACAUAAGUGAGUUAUAGACAUAUGAUCAUACAGGCUGAGUUUUAGAGCCUGAGGUCUUUGAGUCUCUGAGUGUAAGACAUCUAUCUCAUCUGUAUCGCUGAGCUGUGUAAAAACAGCCUGCAGUUAUUUUAUGCGUGUUUUUACUAAUAAAGACAUCUCAUCUUUGUGAGUCGUCUCUGUUAAGAUAAAAGAUGAAUUAAAAAUUGUUUCCACUUUGCAUAAUUUCUCUUCUUUCUGCUUUUGUCUGAUGUUUUUAACCUGCAGGGCGGCGUGUCAUUGGGGCAGAGUGAAGGACUAAAGAAAAUGUAGAAGUGGACAAGUUUUCAGUCAACUUUUACACAAAAAAGCUUGAAAAUCGGAGCGAGCCGGGGCUUUAAAUCAGCACUACAGAGACUUGGUGGAUCAGGAUUCAGAGGUUACGGCUCUGUGGAUGUGCUGUAUGGUGGCUGGACUCUGGGAUCUGCAGGCACAACUCCAAGAAAAAGACACACUGAUGGUAACCGUGUAUGUAAACUCUCACUUUAAUACAAAAAGUGUCUUUAUAUUUAGCAUGAAAUAACUAAUCAUUGAAACGCCUUAACAGAUAAACUACUGUAUCUGUGUUUGUCUGAAUGCUUGUUGAUGACGUGUCGGCUUUAUCGAGUAGAAGAGGAAAGUGGAAAUGACUUUACGUUGGUGCAAAAAGCCAUUACGAGGAUUAUGAGUCUGCAUUGUCGUGUAUGUGUGCAGGUGUGUGGUGCCUAUUAGGCGAAAAUUGCACUACAAAUCAACUGUUACAUGUUUAUGAAUGUGUUACUACAACAGCGCAAACCCCUUAAGCUGUGUAAAGGGGGUUGUUUUUUGAAUUGCUGUGGGUUACAGGUUAUAGUUACCCUGUUAGAAACGUAUAAGGAGAUAUAAAUGUCCAUGUUACAUAUUUUACAAGCUCUGCAGCAGAUGUUUAAAACUGGGAGGAAAUGAAGCCGUAAAUAUGCUUUAAUUUGUAAGAGAAGGCACUCCUGAACAAAAGCAAUAAAGUGAGGGUUAUAAAGUUUUUACCAGAAUAAAAUAUUGAUAAGAGAGUAUAAGGACAUGUAUUUUGUACGAUGCUGUAUGUAGUUUUCAUGAAUGCUCAUCAGAGUAAAAUGUAUCAUGGCUGCAAUUCAGUGUAUUUUUGGUGCUCGAUCAUCAUGCAAUAAAUUCUGAUCUGUCAGUUAAA
Xyrichtys novacula (pearly razorfish) is the source of this 2663-nucleotide messenger RNA. Lineage: Eukaryota; Metazoa; Chordata; Actinopteri; Labriformes; Labridae. The record is from the annotation of a GenBank genome assembly.